GUCGCGCCAAUGUUUCACCACAAAAUAUAAUAUGGCAGCCAUUUAUAGUCUUUACGACGAGAGGGAAAUCGAGCCGUGGAAGGAGGCAUUUCUGUUAUAUGACAAGAUGCUAAAACUUAAAGCCCAAAAAGAAAAGAAAGAAAAGGCCGGAAAACUUCUGGAACUUGAUUAUUGGUAAGCUGGUGAAAUAGUGCAACCAAACAAGCUCCUAAAACCUUAUACAGUGAAACCUCCAUAAGACUUAACAGCCUUUAAGCUUAUAGCUUAGCGAAUGGCAAAAUUCGAUUGCUAAAACAAGGUUUUGUGAUAUUGAGGUCCAUUUCUAUCUAUUUUUCUCUCACUGGGGCGAAGAAUUUCGUUCUUUAUACCGAGACCUUCGUCAUAAUUAGAGGUUUGUUUUUUCGAGGUUCCGCUGUAUAAGGUAAAUGGUACGUUUUGGGUGACGGGGAAACUAUCUAGCGGAAUUAAUCCCGUAACCAUUAUAUACCUGCCAACUCUCACGCCUUAGGCGUGAGUCUCACGCCUGCGGGUUGAAAACUUCGAUCUCACGCCGGCUCACGCCUGCGGGCCAAUUUCUCACGCCUGAUUGAAAAAUGUGAGUUGUUGCCGUCCUGCUUGACACAAUUUCCAAAAAUAUGUUAACUCAGACCCAUGUAAGGAACGAAAACCUUGUGUAAAAUGAAAAAAAUGGCAAUACCUUCCUCGCGAUCUCUGAUUUUUGAAGUGAAAAGCACUGGAGCGAGCUCGCUUUUGGCAGACUUCGGACGUCUUCGGAAGACUUCGGACUUCUUCGGGGAAUCUUCGGAAAUGAUCGUGUCGUCUUCAAAAUCCCAGCACUCCCAGGAUAAAAAUCUCACGCUUAUAUCUCAGAAAAGUUGGCAGGCAUACCAUUACUCAUGCCUCUCCCCGCAAAGAACAUCAAUAACAUGGGACCCUGAAUCACCCCUAUCCUCUUUUAGUAAAAUCCAACUAGUGGCCUGUUAUCAAUGCUGCGUUCUGAUUGGUUGAGCUACUACUAGGCUAUAUGUUACAGCCUUCUAGAAGCGAAAAGUGCCGACUUUGACCAAAUCCCAAAGCAAACUUUAUUGUAAUGGGUGUAUAUCUGUCUGGCAGAGUGCAAAUGGCCAAAACUAAAAGUCGAUGCAAGUCUUAAUUAUUCAGCAGAUGAUUUUCCUAUCUGAGUAGUCAAACCGAAUAUUGAAAGCAAGUUUUGAAUAUUUGUCUUAAGUAGUAUUAUUGGAAGUAAGUUUCAAAAUAAGGAACAAUUAUUCAAGCCAAGUUUGAUAUAUAUACAGAACAAGUGUCAUAUAUUUUGGAAAAGUUUUAUAUAUUUAGAGGAAGUAUUUUUGUCUGCUUUGGCAUGUGAUAGAAAAAAGAAUUCUAAAAUAUUUCACUAUUUCAUCCUUCUUAGCUUGGGAAACAAAAAGAAGAAAAUUCUUCUCAAUCAUUUCAUUAUGGUGAUAAUGAUUAUUUCUCUACUGCUUUUUGUUUUUUUUUUUUCUUUAAAACAGAUUCACACAUUUGUGACCCUGCUAACAGUGACAUAGUGGUAAGGGGGUGGGGGGGGGGGUGAGAUUAGAGGCCUAAGAAAAGAAAAAUAAAGCACUGGGGAGGGUAUGAGUAAUGGUUAUGGAAUAAAAGGAAGGCAACUAAAUCCCGUCAAAACAAAUAUAAACUCAAUCAGUAAAUCAAAAGAAAAUAAAAUAUCAAUGAAUAAUAAAUAUGCAAAGGACUUGAUAUCGGCAGCACUUAUUGAUAUCAUAAGUUCCCACUUUUGGCAUUUUAAAAAGAAUCCUUUUAUUUUUCAAUCCAUAAUUUUCAAGUUUGUUCUUUAUGUUAUUGUGGAAUUUGUCCAUACUUAUGAAAAUGAGAGGUCAGUUUACUGUUUGAUGGUGAUUAUAUCAUUUUGAUAAUUUUAUACUGCAAGAAUGCACCUGUCCAAGCAAAAAUCAACCAAUUACCAAAGAAGCCAAACACUCUUCACUCAAUCAUAGGUCCACCCAUAAUGUCCACCUAUAUGUAAUAAUUAUGGUAUAAAUAAUUAUCAUUCCCCUCUUAAAGGCAAGUUGCAUUUCUUAAAACCUGUCAGACUGAACCAUAUCUUACUAAUAUGACUAUUUUGCACUCCCUUCAUGUACUGUUGCUGAUUUAAAUGCACCAUGCACCGGUAAGUUUCAAAUGUCUAAAUCUAAUGAGUAUUCUUGAUCUUCAUUCUUUGUUUUGGGGUUGUAAAGCAUGGCAAUGACUGUUAUUUAGUGUUAAAUAUCUACUAAGUGUAACUAUUGAAAGGUUUCAGAAUCAGUUGCCUCAAGAAAUAAAUAAGAGAUCAGAGAAAUUUCUGACACAGGAGGAACUGAUCAAACUCAUGGAAUGGAAGUUGAUGGUAAGUUGAAAGAAAACACUAGGGGUUUUUCUAGGUUGUAGGUGACUUUUUUUUAAUUUGCAGGUGUACUAGGUUUCCUUUUUCUUGAAUGCCAACCCUAAACCUAACACCCACACCUGCUUAUAAAUGUACGUGUUAUAGGUCAAAAUUAUAUUUAUGUUAGAAUUUUUAACCUAGUUUGAUUCUCAAUAUCCUUUGUCUCCUAGCCCAAAUUCAGGAAUAAUUAGGGCUAGGAGAAAAAGGAAAUAGAGAAUUAAUUUAAUUUUGAGCUGUAACAUGUGCACUUGCAAUUUUAACUCAGUUAUAUCUCUGGGUUAGUAAAUCUCACUGAAGUAUGGGUUGGUUUAAUUCGGUGGUCUUAAUUUUAUUUUUUUAUCGUUUUUGGGUAUGCAGGGUGCCAUAUAAUAAUAAUAUACUAGAGGUUCAUUAUUUAAGCUACAAAAAUGAUUCAAAUAAAAGUUUAAGCUUUUUCUCUCACUGUUCAUUAACUGUCUCAGCGUGGAAAGUUCAGACCUCGUCUUACUCAGCUUGUGCAGACAAAUGACAGUGAAACAGUCAAGGAGGUCACAAGUAAAGCCUUCAAGUGUUUACCUGACAUUAAACAGGCAAUCAAUGAAUUGACAAAGCUGAAAGCAGUGGGACCAGCAACAGCUUCAGGUAUUAAACAGUUAUUUGAAAAAUGUGCUCAUGACAAGGGCUCAAGAAAGGCCCCUCUGGUCAUCUGGGACAAGUAAAUUUUCUUGCUGAUCAGUAAGAAUGACUAGCCAAUUAUUGAAAGUUUGUCCCGGACAAAAUUUGUCAUUUUGGCGAGACAUUGUCUGAUGACUGGCUGUUAUUUUGAGUGCUAGAUGUUUUAUAUCAAACCUCCAGCAAGUGUAUAAUAUUUAAGCAAUCAUGAGGUAGUACAUGUAUGGUUAGAAGUUAGAGUUAGAAGUUUAGGAAUAUUUCAAGAUAGUUUAUAUGUUUUAUUCACUUUUGGCCCUCAUGAGAUUCUUAUUUUAAGGUGACGCCCCUUUGAGGUCUGAGUUGAAAAUCUGCUGUUGCCGGCAUUUUUGGUGAAAAUCUCUCAGCUACAUAUAUUGCGCAUUAGUGCCUUGUGCUGAACAGAGUUUCACCAAAAUCGCAAAGACCCAAUUCAAGAAAUUCAGCGGUUUCCAAAUUUAGGUCAUAAUUAUUUUAUGCGAAAGUGAUAAUCAAACUUUACUCGAUUAUAUCUAAUAAACUAUGAGAUUCUUCCCUUUAUUUUGGGGGUCGUUAUAACAGAUGGGUCCUUGCAAGUCAGCAAAACGCUUUAGGGCCUUGUAAAUGCGCACGAUUUCGAGCAAAGCAAACAUAUAGAAAUUAUAGUUUUCGCUAUUUGUUGACGUUUGUUGUCGUUUUUAAAAGAGUCCUUCUCACAAGAAAAGCAUUUUCUUUAAAAUUCGUAGUUUUUUUCCUUCAAAUUUUUUUCAGGGCCACAAUUGAUUAACUAACUACCCGGACUCUGAAUUUCAUGGUCAUUGAAAAACUGUGACAUUAUCCUCUAUAAGCCCAAACUUGAGUAAACAUUGAAGAUUUUUAACGUUUUGGCUGAGUUUGUGCUUUGGGAGUUGUCCUGUUGUUUCUAGUCUGUCGUGAUACAGCAUUCUUGUUCAGCACGCGUGCAAUGACAAUUGGCUGACUUCGAAUGCUCACUGGGAUAUGAUAAUUUAGUAUGAGAAAAUAGAAGGGAUUCCCAUCACGAGUUGGUUUAAUUAUUGGCUUACAUUAAACCUAUGAAAAAAUUAUAUUUUUUAAUAGUUAGUAGAUUUAGUGUGUAGCUCUUCUUUUUUUUUUUUGCAAAGGCACAAGAAGAACGAGAAUUGAUUAAAAAUUGUGAGUGAAACCUUUAUGUAUAAUCACGAUGGCCUGUCUCAGUGUACCCAAAUUAUCAUAUCUUGGUGAGCAUUCAGAAGUCAGCCAAAAUGCGGUCAUUGCACGCGUGCUGAACAAGAAUGCUGUGUCAUGACAGACUAGAAACAAUAGACAACUCCCAAAAGCACAAACUCAGCCAAACGCUUAUUUAUUUGUCACAGUUUUUCAAUGACCAUGAAAUUCAGAAUCCGUGUAGUUGGUUAAUCAAUUGUGGCCCUGAAAAAAAUUUGAAGGAAAAAAACUACGAAUUUUUUAAGAAAUCCCUUUUUCGUGAGAAGGACUCUUAAACGCUGACAAACGUCAACAAAUAGCUAAAACUAUAAUUUCUAUAUGUUUGCUUUGCUUGAAAUCGCAGCGCAUUUACAAGGCCCCAAAGCUUUUGCUGACUUGCAAGGACCCAUCUGUUAUAACGAUCUCCAAAAUAAAGGGAUAAGUCUCAUAGUUUAUUAGAUAUAAUCAUGUAAAGUUUGCUUAUCAUUUUCGCAUAAAUUGUGACCCCAAUUUGGAAACUGUUGAAUUUCUUGAACUGGGUCUUAUGAUUUUGAAACUCUGUUCAGCUGAAGGCACUAAUGCUACUAUAUGUAGCCGAGAGAAUUCACUAAAAUGCUGGCAAUGUAGAUUUUCACCCAGACCAAAGCAUGGGUAUUAUAACCAUACGACAUUUACUCCGAUCGCCAAAAAUUUUAUGUUAUAUUGUAGAUUGAUCUAUAUGUUAUCCAUUCUAUGUGUUAGACUUACGAUAAAAGCAAAGGUUGGGAUACCAGAGAGCUUCAAAGUAGGAUGGUACCCCCUCAAAAAAAACUGGGUCGAGUCACCUUAAAUAGUACUUUUUUUCGUUGUCAUUAAGCAAUCCUUUGUGCUGGCAGCCACAAAGUACCAUUCAUGGCAGAUGAAUCAAUACAAGCCAUUCCAGGGUUUGGAAAGAUAGAAUAUUCAUUGAAGUUCUAUCUGGAUUAUAUCGAGAAAAUAAGAAGCUGUCUUAAGCACUUACACAAAGAAGGUAACUGACACUUUUUGCAAUGUCUAAGUAAUUCAGUAAUAUCCUUCCUGCACACUACACUACAGAUUUUUUAGUAGCUUGAAUUUCAGCCUUCACCUCCUUAAGUUGCUUAUUGGCAUGUGACUUAAGGUGAUGGCUGAGAUUCAGACUAUUUUUUAACUAGAUGCUGAAAGAGAAGUUGCAGACGAUUUUAAACUAGGCAGAGUCACUUCAAUCUCGUCUUGCGAAUUUGCUGCAAAUUAACUAGGGAAGUUAUGUGUACAUGAACACAGUUCCUUGAGUUACAAAUAUUGAAAGUAACUGUAUUUAAAAAAAAUUAAUAAUCCGAGUUACUGCAGCUUCAAAACUAAACUUCAGUACAACUUGUUUACCCACGUUUACCCUCCGCCCCCCCCGGGGGGGGGGACUCCCAUAUGAAACAGACGGGGAUGCUCGUCGUCUCGCUUAGGGGUAUAAAUUUCGGAUUUUGGUCUCGCUUAGGGUGUUCCGGGCAAAGCGCCAAUAUUUUAAGCCGCCAAGGUGUCGUUUAGGGUUCCGCGAAGAAACACAGAAUUACGCGAAGAGAAACAGAAGUCAAUUUUCUUUUUAACUUUGUUUGUUAUGUCUUUAUAUCAUUAAAACUCAUUGCAUGUCGUAUUUGUGUGUUUUUAAGGGUCUCUUUUAGGGGUCAAAAUUUGCUUAAGCCACGCCAAGAUUGGUCUCCUUUAGGGGUCACAAAAAGCUUGAGCCACGCCCAGAUGGUCUCAUUUAGGGGUUAAAUUCAAAAUUUCUGACGAGCAUCCCCGUCUGUUUCAUAUGGGAGUCCCCCCCCGGGCCGCCCCCACACUACCUUAUUAGUAUCCCGACCUCAUUUUUCCAGCGCAAAUAUCAGUAGCAAAACACCACGGUUGUUUUCUCAUCCGAAUGUUGAUUCUUAAUAUAUAAACUUCAUUGCACACUUUCUUAAAUUAUAAGCAAUGUAUUUUUCUCAGAUCCAAAAGGUGAAUGGAAUGAGCACAAAAUUGAACUGGGCCUUUGGACCCACGCUAUAGGACAGAAGUAUGCACCAGAGUUAUUUAACAGAAGAUCGGCAUCAAAACGAAAAACAGAAGAAAGGGAAAGUCCUCACAAAUCUAAAAAGGCAAAAGUUUGA
Molecule: messenger RNA, 6408 nt
Organism: Porites lobata
Lineage: Eukaryota; Metazoa; Cnidaria; Anthozoa; Scleractinia; Poritidae
Source: the annotation of a GenBank genome assembly